Messenger RNA from Populus nigra (black poplar), 2410 nucleotides. Its product is annotated as very-long-chain aldehyde decarbonylase CER3-like. The record is from RefSeq and is a predicted model, not a curated record. The transcript has 11 exons. Lineage: Eukaryota; Viridiplantae; Streptophyta; Magnoliopsida; Malpighiales; Salicaceae. The coding region runs from base 304 to 2205 and encodes 633 amino acids. Gene Ontology annotation, molecular function: iron ion binding; oxidoreductase activity. Gene Ontology annotation, biological process: lipid biosynthetic process.
UACAACAUUAGUUGAGUCUUGAAGAGAAAUUCAAAGAGAGAAAGGCAAGAAACUUGAUACUCCCUUCUUUAAUCUCUCUCCCUCUCUCCUAAACUCUUCAUUAAGGGAAGGGGUGCUUCAUCUGGGACUUGUGUUUUUUCUUCAUUUGUGGUGUAGCUGGGGCUAUAAUUAUUGGGACUUGUAUCCUUUUCUUUUCCGACAAGAUAAAGCUGCUUACAGCAGCAAAGGAGAGAUAUAUACUACUUGUGAAACUAGAGAAGAAAUAGACGAAAACCGUUGAAGAUCAACUGCUUUACGGGGAAAAUGGUAGCUGCUUUGUCAGCCUGGCCUUGGGAGAACUUGGGCAUUUAUAAGUAUCUGCUAUAUGGACCUCUUCUUGCAAAAGUGCUGUGUACGAGGAUUCUAGAGGGUUCCUUCAAGGAUGAUUGGUGCCUCCACAUAUUGAUUAUAUGUGUUGCUAGAUCAUCUCUUCAUCAACUGUGGAGUAGUUACGUUAACAUGCUUUUCCUGACAUGUAAUCGCCGGAUUAAUCAACACGGCUAUGAUUUCAAGCAGAUAGACAAAGAGUGGGAUUGGGAUAACUUCAUACUUCUUCAAGCUCUCAUUGCAUCCAUGGCAUGUUACAUCGACCCACCAUUUAUUGAAAAUGUUCCUCUAUGGAACGCAAAAGGUUUUAUUAUCAUUUUGUCACUCCAUGUGGGAGUUUCAGAGCCCCUAUUCUAUUGGGUGCAUAGAUGCUUUCAUAAAAGCUAUCUCUUUAACCAGUACCAUUCAAUCCACCACUCUUCUCCAGUGCUACACCCUUUUACAGGUGCAACUGCAACAUUUUUGGAGCAUCUUGCUCUAACCACAGUCAUUGGACUUCCAAUAAUUGGGUCUUGUAUGAUGGGAAAUGGAUCAAGAAUCAUGAUUUAUGGGUAUCUCUUGGUGUUCGAUUUUCUUAGAUGCUUAGGGCAUUGCAAUGUGGAAGUUGUUCCUCAUCAAUUGUUUGACACUCUUCCCUCUCUUAGAUAUCUUCUCUACACUCCAACAUACCACAGCCUCCACCACACAGACAUGGGCACCAACUUCUGCCUGUUUAUGCCAUUCUUUGAUGCAAUAUGGAAGACACUUAAUAGUAACUCGUGGGAACUGCACAAGAAAACAAGCACGAAUGCAGGAAAAUACAGGAGGAAUAUACCUGAUUUCGUUUUCUUAGCUCAUGUGGUGGAUGUAACAUCUUCAAUACAUGCCCCAUUUGUUAUACGAUCUUUUGCUUCCAUGCCUUAUACGACUAGGCUUUUUUUGCUGGCUUGCUGGCCUCCAGCAUUUAUUGUUAUGCUUAUGAUGUGGGCAUGGUCUAAGACCUUCUUAAUCUCUUUCUAUAAUCUCAGAGGCAGGUUGCAUGAAACAUGGAGUGUUCCAAGAUUCGGCUUUCAGUAUUUCUUGCCAUUUGCUAAAGAGGGUAUCAAUAAGCACAUAGAAGAGGCCAUUCUUACGGCUAACAGGCUCGGGGUCAAGGUCAUUAGCCUCGCUGCAUUGAACAAGAAUGAAGCUCUGAAUGGUGGUGGUACGCUGUUUGUGAACAAGCAUCCAAACCUUAAAGUCCGAGUUGUUCAUGGAAAUACCUUAACUGCUGCAGUAAUUCUCAAUGAAAUCCGUGAGGACGUGAAAGAAGUGUUCUUAACAGGAGCAACUUCCAAACUUGGAAGGGCAAUUGCCCUCUACCUUUGCCAAAGGAGAGUAAGAGUCCUGAUGCUGACUUCGUCAAAAGAGAGAUUUCAAAAAGUUCAAAAGGAGGCCCCACUUGAAUAUCAAAGCUAUCUGGUACAAGUCACCAAGUACCAAGCAGCUCGUGGUUGCAAGACCUGGAUCGUGGGCAAGUGGAUCAAACCAGGGGAGCAAAGUUGCGCCCCGACAGGGACACAUUUCCAUCAAUUUGUGGUGCCCCCCAUUUUGCCCUUCAGAAGAGACUGCACUUACUGUGAUCUUGCAGCCAUGAGACUACCUGUUGAUGUUGAAGGGCUUGGAAAUUGCGAGUACACCAUGGACAGAGGAGAAGUCCACGCAUGCCAUGCAGGCGGUGUGGUUCACCUGCUAGAAGGCUGGGCUCACCAUGAAGUUGGGGCCAUUGAUGUUGACAGAAUCGAUCUGGUUUGGAAUGCUGCAUUGAAGCAUGGCUUGAAACCGGUCUCCAAUGUUGUCACCAGACAAAAUUCAAUGUGAAUGAAUGCCUUCGUACUAAGAAACAAAGGAUUUGGUCGCAACAAGAAAUAUUCCUUUGUUUUCUUCGUAUUAUAAUUUAACUGUAAAAAAUAAAAGUGGUUUCAAAUCGCAAUUCAAAUGCGAUAUAUAUUGUGACAUAUAUAUAUAUAUGUGUCAGACCACAUAUUCUUCAAUGAGAGUGGCCAGAAACCCUACCAUUAUCUUA